Molecule: messenger RNA, 1389 nt
Organism: Priapulus caudatus
Lineage: Eukaryota; Metazoa; Priapulida; Priapulimorpha; Priapulimorphida; Priapulidae
Product: structural maintenance of chromosomes flexible hinge domain-containing protein 1-like
Exons: 13
Coding region: 1-1389 (462 amino acids)
Biological process (GO): double-strand break repair
Source: RefSeq, a predicted model, not a curated record
AUGCAGACUGCUAACAUCUCCAUCCGUUACCGCUGGUUACAGGUGACGAUGCAGAUGCGCUCGCAGGCGCGCGCGACGCACCUGCGCGACGUCGCCGACGACAUGCAAACGCUGUACGUCGCGGCGGCGGCGAGCACGUUCGAGUUUCGCGCCAAGGUCGCAGCCGUCUCGGGCGUCGUCGAGGGCGUCGUCCGCUACCACCCGUUCCUCUACGACAGGGAGACGUUCCCAGCCGAGUUCGUCGACCCCAGAGACGUUGAGCCGGAGAUCGAGGACGAGCACGACUACGCGAUACCGACGACGAAAGCGCGCGGCCGACGCCCGAUCUUCGACUGCUACUGGAACGGUCGCAUGAUUCCCUACACAACGAUUCAUGAGUUCGAUUGGUGCGCACCGCCAAAGAAAGAGAAGGCGGUACCUCUAGCAUGCUGGAACAGGGUCUCGGGAGUGCUAUGGACGAACGACAAGUUUCAAGUGUCGACGAACAAGUUGACCUUCAUUGACCUGGAGGUCAGGCUCAAGGACAAACAGACCAUGUUCUCUAGGGUUAUAAACGGACAGGAGCGGCGGGGCAACAUCGCAAAGCAGUUUGCAGACUGGCUGAAGGAGUGCCACGAGCGCUGCGACAAGCAGGUUCACUUCAGCGACUACAGGGGGCUCUGCAGUCGCACCGAGCUUCCGCGGAACCGGCAGGGGCCGUGGUCGACGUACGCGCAGAUCGAGUGGGAGCGCAGGACGUACGGAGCGGGAACGUUGAUCAAGACGAAGAAGACGGUUCCUCCGAUGUACGGCAAGAUCACGCGUUUCUUUCUCUACGGCGAGCGGGAGGAGGAGGAGUUCGUCACCGGAGGAGAGGUGGAGAUACAGCAGCAACCCAAGUGCAUAUAUGGAGAGACGAAGACGGUGCCGUUGUUCAAAAUUGACCGCUCAGCCAGCCAGGCGAUGAUCAAGAAAGCUAUCGAUGAAGAAAUGGCACUGAUGCCGAGCGUCGUCGUCGUGUCAUGGCCAGAGGGCAACGAGGUCAAACACGGGGAGCGGCGUCCUGCUGGCCGCGUCGUCGGCGAUAUAAAGGUGGAAAUCCUCAAUCAGAAGCGGGAGGCAAUCAACAAGUUGCCGGGGCAGGGAGGCAAGAGGAAGCUGCUGGUCGAACUGAAGGUCGUCUGGCAUGCUCCUGGUGGGGAUGAGAUCAUCGCUUCCCACGUCGGCCAGCAUGGCACGACUUGGCCCUACUGGUUCCGAAAAAUGGAGAACCUGCGACAGAUUGGCGCGCACACGCUCACUCUGCAGGUAUGUGUCAACGACAGCGCUACGUCUACGUUCGCCGGACAGCCGCUGCCGCGCUACACCCUCAAGUUCACGGUCACAGUGUCACAAACCGGUGUGGCAUAG